AUGAAUGCAGCCAUGAGCAAAAUACAUUUUGUCAACACGACUGGUGUAUCGUUGAAUGACCGUUUCACAUCGAUGGCCAAGCCGCUUCUAGGCUUUGGGGUGGCUCCGACGAUGAUGGAUGUACCCCUGUCCCGCCCGAAUCCCAUGCCCAUGAUGGAAAGCAGCAAUCGUCGGCUCAUUGAUAGUUGGGAUCGUAUGCACGCCCUACACGCUUUGGCAAGAAAAACCAUCCAUGAAAUUCGCCCGGCCAGGCAACGGUUGCAGCGUAAUACAUUGUCGCAGCAAAUGAAGCGUACCAUGACUAGGCUGCCCGGUGGUACCCGCCGUCUGCAGCGAUCCAACAGCUUCACCGAUAUAGCAACAAUGAAUGCUGAUCGCGUUGAACUGUUGCAGAGAGUACGUGGCCGUACACCGACGAUCAAUUCGCGACUGGGUGCGGCCCGUAACGUAAGCCGUGGUCGCAGCAUGUCACGUGGACGUAGCGCUUCACGCAAUCGCAGCACAUCCCGCGAACGACAGCCUUCGCUUAGUCGUUCGAACUCACAGACGAACCUACAACGCGCCGGAUCACGGAACAAUUUGACUCGCGCCGGUUCCCGCACCAACCUUACCCGUGCCGGAUCCCGUACCAACCUGGCUAGUGCCGGAUCCCGUACCAACCUGGCUCGUGCCGGAAGUCGCAACGGACAGAACACAACUCGCAAAACCAUCGCACCAAAUGAUGCUCGCCGACGUAUAAACCGUAACAAUCUGAUUGCCAAUCGGCUGGGUACGGUUAACGGUGUGGUCGGUGCACGUGGCCGUAGUCGCAGCCGAAGCCGGGUUCGUGGAGCAGCAGCAGCAGCUGCCACUGUGCAGACAGGUGGUGCCCCCAAUGGCCGUGCCCGAUCGCGAUCCCGUAAACGUGCCGGAUCUCGAACACGAGCUGGAAGCGUAAAUAGCCGACUCGGUGUGAAUCGUACGAACGAGCUAACUGGCAAUGCCGGUGGUCGGGCCAAUGGUGGCCGAGUGACUAAACGAAGCCGAAGCAUCCGCCGCGGAAUGGCUAAUGCAUCAUCCGUCGGUGCACGCGCCGGACGCCCGUUGAAGAGAGAAGCACCCAAACGCAAGGGAGCGGGUGGUAAAGCAGCGAAAGGUGCAGCCAAAAAUGGUGGUGGAGCGAAUGGAGGUGGUGGUGCAGGUGCUGCAGCAUCCGGUAGACGCGGACGAUCUCGAUCACGCCGUGCAAAUUCGCGCGUUCGUGGACGUAGUGCAUCAAAGAAUCGUACCGGGCACGUAAACCAGCAGCCCAAGAGCCGCGCAGAGUUGGACAGCGAGCUGGAUCAGUACAUGGCAAACACAAAGUCGUCACUGGACAAAGAAAUGGACCAGUAUAUGAAUGGCUUCGGAACGGGACGCAUCUGA
Anopheles marshallii is the source of this 1404-nucleotide messenger RNA. Its product is annotated as serine/arginine-rich splicing factor 4-like. The transcript has 5 exons. The coding region runs from base 1 to 1404 and encodes 467 amino acids. The record is from RefSeq and is a predicted model, not a curated record. Lineage: Eukaryota; Metazoa; Arthropoda; Insecta; Diptera; Culicidae.